UAUUUUGUUACCUUAGGAAUAAACUUUAGUAGUGGUAGAAAAUAAUCAAUAACUCAUAUCACCCCUUCUUUAGCUUUUAAAUGUGCUAUAAAUUACAUCUAUUGCACUCCAAACUAGUAAACUUUACAAUAUGUAGUACUAUUAAAACACUAUGGACUUUAAAAUAACUAAAUACUCACCAAGAUUUAAAGAAGAAUUACCACCAAUCAAUAGGCCAACUCGUCCAACUAGUAGUAAUAUAAUUAAGAACCUUAAAACUUCAAUUGAACAAACAGAAUUAUUAAAUAAAAUUGAUCCACUAAUAUUGGUUGCUCAGUAUGAAAGAGAUAUCAAUCGCAUAAAAAUUAAUCACAACCAAAUGUUAGAAGAACUUUAUAAAGAAAUAGAAAUAUUAAGGUCCAAAAAUCGAGACCUUUUAGAUGAAUUGAUUAUAAUGAAUGGUGGAAACUAUUGUUGCAAGCAUUUAGAAAAUUUGGGUUUUGAGAUUUUAAAAUCUAAUGCAAGCGAUAAUCAAAAACAACUGAGUGAUGUACUAAACAAUGCUAAAAUGCAUCAAAUAUCUACAGAAGACAUUAAAAAUGAUACAAAUUACAACUAUAAAAAAGAACUGCCUGAAUUAAUAGCUGUAGGGAAUAAGUUCAUAAGUAAAGAUAUUGAAAAUAAAUCAAAUUUACUUUUGCAAGACCAAUUAUAUGAAAGCAAUAAAUUGAUUGAUGUACUUAGACAAGAAAAUAUUCAACAAAAGGCGGAGCUAAAUUCAUUAAAUUCAUUAUUAAACAAAGGCUUGACAAUUUCUGGUGUUGGAUUGAAUAAUGGCCUGAUCAGAACAAACUUGAAUUCUGGUAAAAGAUUUCUAUCUUCGUUGUCUCAUCCUACGAUUUCUUACAUGGAUUUUAUCAGUUCAGAGGAAAAUGUACAGUCAAUCUCUAGAAAUGAAUAAUUUGUACAAUAAUACAUUGAGUUUGCAUGAGUUUAACAUGUAUACUAUUAUGUACAAGUUACCUAGGUAUUUAAGAUUUGUGUACCUAAUUAUGGUUGCUGGAAAUCAUAAUAUUGGAUCAUUUCAAAAAAAUAUUUUUAAUGAUUACCUAUAUCUACUUUUAGAAUAUUAUUAAAUCAUUACUAUAAUACCUACGUUUAUGUUACCUGUCCAAGUAUUUUUUAAUUAUGAUAAUUGAUAAGUGUAUAUAGUACUAUUAUAGAAUAAUUUACUAUUGUAGUGAAUUAUAGUGAUAACUAUUCUUUAUAUCAAUUAUUAUUAUUUUAAUAUUUAUAUUUAGCUAUUCCCUGUGCCUAAUAGUAUUACUAAAAUUGUAUUAUAAUAUCAGCUUUCAGGCAGCUAGGAGUGCUAGGACUAUGUCUCAGACCCCCUUCGUUAGCUCUGUCAAUAAAUCGCUGAGAUUGGAUAUCAAUUUCGGAGACAGGGUCUUCGAGUUGUGUAUAAGUCGCAAGUACGUUUAUCAAAACCACAAUUAAAGAUACCUACAUCGCGAUUUGGCGGUCUCUUUUCGAAAGCGGGUAUGUUUGAAAGUCGAGGUGACUGUGUGAGUGUCUAGAAAUCUCUCAUGGCCAGUGAAAAUCGGUAAUUGAACGGGCUUGAUAGUUGAUACAGUCGCCUCGGCACAUUUUUGAACCUCGGAGAGCUGGAUACGGUCCAGCCUUGUGCUUUUAUGUAAGUCAAAAAUAGUCAUCACCGGUGUAAAACAAUAGAUACCAAACUGAGCCAACAUGCUGCGGCGGAUAGACAUAGAAAAAAAAACUGAAAAAAAAAAAAAA
This is a messenger RNA of Myzus persicae (green peach aphid), 1776 nucleotides long. RefSeq lists its product as uncharacterized. The transcript has 6 exons. NCBI's taxonomy places the organism in Eukaryota, Metazoa, Arthropoda, Insecta, Hemiptera, Aphididae. The record is from RefSeq and is a predicted model, not a curated record. The coding region runs from base 152 to 940 and encodes 262 amino acids.